AUGCUUGUUCUUAGCGAAGCGUGCCAGUACGCGAAUGAGAUUGUCACGCAGGGGGCAGGCACGAAGGAUAUCGUUUCCGGUUCAUGGCCGCCCGACCAGACGCAUCAUCUUUUCCAGACGAGGGAGGACUGGGUUCCGUACGUGAAGCAGCAUGCGACGACUUGCUAUCACGCCUCCGGUACAUGCGCAAUGGGCCCUGCCACCGACAGCAACGCCGUCCUCGACAACAAGCUCCGCGUCCGCGGCGUGAAGGAUCUCCGCGUCGCGGACUGCAGUGUCAUGCCCACGCUGCAUGGUGGACAUACGCAGAUGCCGGCGUAUGGGAUUGGAGAGCGGUGCGCGGAUUUUAUCAAGGAGACGUGGGUCCUGUGA
Aspergillus calidoustus is the source of this 372-nucleotide messenger RNA. The record is from the annotation of a GenBank genome assembly. NCBI's taxonomy places the organism in Eukaryota, Fungi, Ascomycota, Eurotiomycetes, Eurotiales, Aspergillaceae.